Messenger RNA from Cadophora gregata, 462 nucleotides. RefSeq lists its product as uncharacterized. The coding region runs from base 1 to 462 and encodes 153 amino acids. The transcript has 2 exons. NCBI's taxonomy places the organism in Eukaryota, Fungi, Ascomycota, Leotiomycetes, Helotiales, Ploettnerulaceae. The record is from RefSeq and is a predicted model, not a curated record.
AUGAAGUCGGCAACCCUCACACUCGUCCAUGCCUCUCAAGCCGCGUUCGGCAUCUACAAUCUGUACCUUGCAGCGACCUCUAUCAGUAAUCUCCAAGGAUACGAGGACAUGAGCAAGAAAGCAGCAAAGUACUCCAAUACUGCUGAACAACAAUUACAUAAGACGAGAACAACUCAAGCAAGCGGUACAAUUGCUCUACUAGUCUCAGUCCUCAGCUCCGUCUAUCUGACCUUUGGAACUCCUGGGGCGGGUGCUCUCCAGGGUAUCGCGGGAGUUAAUUUGCUUGUUUUGGUGGCUGCCAGAAAACACGUGGGAGACUUUUGGAAACAGAAGGCUCGAGUGCCAUUACCUGGCGUUGGAGAUUAUAACGAAGCGACGAAAAAUACCCAGGAGGUGAGACUAAACAUGCAGUAUCUUAUGGUUAGUUGGUUUGUGGUUGGGGCGUUGGAUCUUUUGUUCUAG